Molecule: messenger RNA, 3190 nt
Organism: Nasonia vitripennis (jewel wasp)
Lineage: Eukaryota; Metazoa; Arthropoda; Insecta; Hymenoptera; Pteromalidae
Product: sex-lethal homolog
Exons: 7
Coding region: 1323-2375 (350 amino acids)
Cellular component (GO): ribonucleoprotein complex
Molecular function (GO): RNA binding
Source: RefSeq, a predicted model, not a curated record
GCGAUUUGUUGCAAAUUUUUGUUUGUUGUCGUUCUGGUGGAGGUGUUCUUGAGAGGGUACCUCUGCGCGCAGGUUUUAUACACUCGCCCGCAGGGGGACUUUAUCGGCUUGCUGGAGCUGCUGUUGUAGGUAUAUUACUUUUUGCAAGGUUGUGGAAAGAUAACGAAAUUUUUUUUUCGUUAUAAAUUUUCAUAUUUUUUAGAGAUCCAAGUUCGCGGUAAUUUACUUUUUAAACUUCUGUGAUUAAUAGAAUGUUUUGAAUUGGUUGGUUUUAAGUCAUGCAUUUGAUUAUAGUUGACUUCUUCUGAAACAAAACAUAGGAAACCACUCGUUAAAAUACAUUGUUCUAGUUGCAUUGCUAAUGCAAACAAAUGUCUCUUGUGUUGUCACUUUGAACUUCUCUAAUUUAUGGUCCCUUGACCAUUUUUUCCACAAGCUUUUGUUUUUUAAAUUCAACAAUAAUCUCUUAUUAUUUCAUCGAUAUAUAGAAUAAGCAAUCUUGUUACGUCUUGUCUUGUAUCUUUAUCAAACUGGAAUGCAAUGUUUGCAUACCAAAAGUAUGCAAAUCUAUCAUAGUAUUCACCUAUCAUGAUUCAUUAUUCUGUAUAUUUAGAACUGACUGCGCCAAAGUUGAUUCAUGCAAGAAUGUCUUGACUUAUUUUGAAAAAAAAUUUGAAACUUUUAUCCUUAUAAAAUAAGAAAAAUCAAAAUUUCUCCUGUUAAAGGUCAAUGACGCUGUUGAACCUCUGAAGUAUAGCUCGAAUGCCCUCUAAUUUAGAACAAACCGUUUAUAGAUUAGUCCAUUAUUCAAAUACCUCAGAACAAUGUAGCUUAUAAUAGAACGUACAAUGUAGCUGCCCACACUGUAUAAGUUUCAUUAGUUAGUUUAGCAACAUCCAACCAUUUGGUACAGUGUAUUUAUAAACCAUUACAUCCAAGGUAAAAAAAAUUCCUUUGUCCGGACAAGGAAAAAAUUAAUAUCAGAGCUUUUGCACUCCACAUUGAAAUCAAAGCCAGGCACUCCAGCAGCCGCAUAAUUCCAGCUUCUGACAUUCAGCCAACCGUUGGUUGCAAUGCAUUCUAAAGCAAAAAGAAUUUCUAAAAGUAUUCUAUUCUACAUUCCAUUGUAGAGUCCAGAGCCAGCUUUCUUUUUUCAUCGACACUUCACUCGCAGCUGCUUGAAAAAAAAAAGUAAAACAAACCCAAAGUAAGAGAGAACUAGUGUUAGAUUCCUAUUAAAUGCCCUAAAAUUAGCAAGAUCCAUUCGCGCGCGCGCAAGAGAGAAAUGCUUACUCAGGCGCAAGUGUAAAAGCAGCCUUUCAAUGCCCCUCCCUCUCUCUCCCAUCCCUCUUCUUCUGUUUUUGCCUCUCUUCUAUAUAGCUCCGCUGUGCAUCGCGUGCAUACACCAUCUCCCCCGGGCACUCGUAUAUAGUGGAAGCUCACAAGUUCACCAGACCUUGCCGGUGAAUACAUCAGAGAACGCCACUUCGACACCAAGUUUCCAACAAGACGAAGAAAAAAGUAUCCAGGAAGAUAGCAAAAUGAACGACCAACAACAGCAGCAGCAGCAGCAGCAGCAGCAGCAACAACAACAGCAGCAGCAGCCGCAGCUGCAACAGCAGCAAGUGCAACAAAGUAGGAAUGACGAUCGAACAAAUUUGAUCAUAAACUACUUGCCACAGAGUAUGACUGAGAAGGAACUCUACAGUAUGUUUGUGACAAUUGGUCCAGUUGAGUCAUGUCGAGUUAUGAAGGAUUAUAAGACUGGUUACAGUUAUGGAUUUGGCUUUGUUAACUACACAAAAGCUGAAGAUGCUUUAACGGCUAUUAACACAUUAAAUGGUCUUCAAGUCCAAAAUAAGAGAUUAAAGGUUUCCUUUGCUCGACCCUCCGGAGAAGAGAUCAAAGAAACAAAUCUUUAUGUCACAAAUUUACCGAGAAAUAUUACGGAAAAACAGGUGGAGGAAAUUUUCAGCAAAUUUGGUCAGAUCGUUCAGAAGAACAUACUAAAGGACAAACUUACUGGAUUGCCACGAGGAGUAGCCUUUGUGAGGUACGACAAACGAGAAGAAGCUCAGGAUGCAAUAAACCAACUUCAUGGUACGAUACCGGAAGGAGGCUCUGAGCCUCUCAGUGUCAAAAUUGCCGAGGAGCACGGCAAACAAAAGGCAGCUUACUAUGCUGGAUGGCAGGCCGGUUACAACCAGAGUCGUGCGUUGCUCGAAAAGAAAAUUAACAUAGCAAUGCUCGAGGACGAGUUAGGAGAUCUCAGGUUGUCCGAGCCGAUGAAGCACCCUGUCAAUAAACCGCAUAGGAGGAGUAAUCACUUUGCCGGCUCCUCCUCAAAGUCGUCGUUCCACGAUAUCUGGCACUGAGAUUAUCGCGCUAGCCCUAUAAAUCGCAAGGGUACACUCUUAUAUUAUUGAACGAUAUUUUUGUAAUUUUUUUUUAUUCACAAAAACUUUCUAAAAUUGUUUAAAUUCGGUGCAAAAUAUAUUUAUUAUGACCGCAGACUCUUUUCGCGACGAGCUUGCUUGUUAGGGAUCAAUGUAAAUUGUUAAUUUUUUUUUUUCAUUAUUCAGUUAGGUAGAGCAUAGAGAAUUGUUUGUGUUUUUUUUUCAGUGAAAUCUAUGUACAGUGUACUAAAUUAUUAUAUUUAUAGAUAACGUCUAUUUAUUGAAAUCUAAAAGUAUAGGAUACGCGAGCUUAGAUUUGUGAAUCGAUUUGUAUACCAGUGAAAGAGAGUUAAGUCUAAAGUUUAUUGUUUCUAUCCGCGUUCGGCCGACACUGGUCGUUUUAUUCUUCGCGGCGCGUUUCACAUUUUUUGUACUAAGCUACGAUUGAGAGAAAGAAGAAUUUCAUCAAGUUCAACGAAUAUUUUCGGUCGAUCUGCCCAAAACAGCUGUCCAUUGUCUCAAAUAUUCUUUUUCAUUCUUCAAUCGAGUUAUUUUUUUUCUUUGAAUUUUCUUUAAGUUUUUUCUACGUCAGUCAAAGCAAAAGCUUUUGCGCAUAUCGAAAAAUAUUUAUUGGAUUAGAAAAGGAUUUUGCUCAACGUAGCGAGAAUUUUUUUUUGCCGACCGACUGUAACUCUCCAUGCGACGGUCUUGUAUUUGUACCUUUUUGUACUAUUUUUUUUCUCUGUAAACGAUAUUGUAGCGGAGAAAUAUAAUUUCUACUUUCUUGUUUCUAA